Pseudomyrmex gracilis is the source of this 1548-nucleotide messenger RNA. RefSeq lists its product as uncharacterized. Lineage: Eukaryota; Metazoa; Arthropoda; Insecta; Hymenoptera; Formicidae. The coding region runs from base 32 to 1282 and encodes 416 amino acids. The record is from RefSeq and is a predicted model, not a curated record. The transcript has 4 exons.
AAACUUUUGCAAGAAGUAGUAAGAUAUCGCGAUGUUCGUGUGUCGAGAAUUAUUGCUGGCGGUGACAAUCUUGUCAACAAGCAUCGUACUCGCCGAUAUUCUCGUCCAACCAGGUUAUGAACAUCAAUAUAACACCGAUCUGCAAUACCAAACAUUCGGCGUACGGGAUACUUCGCAACAGUUUCAUAACACGUAUUACGGAGAGUCUCCGUCAAACUUGCAAUUAGUAAGUUAUCCGCAUCAUUAUUAUCAUCGUCCGUACUAUCAUCGCUAUCAACAUCCGUCAACGUAUUAUCAUCGUACCAGCAUACAACACCAUCAACAGGCACCGUCGCACUAUUAUACAGUGACAGCACAUCACCGAUACAAAAGAUCACCAGAUUCUACAAACGCCGAAUCCAAUAAAACCACAAUUGCCUCACGUGAUGCUGUUCCCACGAUCUCGACCUUAGAUGAUUCACUUAUGACCACCAUAAUGCCUCCUCCUUAUUUGUAUCAUAAACAAACGAUGGAUACAAUUACUAAUAGGCGUGUGGAGAAUUCUCCGAGUGAGAAAGACCAUUCCUUCAGGUUAACGGGAUUACUUGGACUCAAUCCGAAUAACAUGCUCUCUCAAAACCGCCAAAUCAAAAGCCAACAAUUAGAAAGCGACAAAAAACAAUAUUCAAACAUUUUUCCUCUUCUUAUUAGCUCAAGCAAAAACACGUUAAGACAAAGAAAACAUCAUAACCAAGCAAUUUCUCACACUCCUUCUGUGACUGACGGUUCAUCAAAACCAACUGUAGGAACUGUGUCUACGACUAAAGUUUGUUUUAACAAUACUCGACGUAAAAAUAAUAUGACGUUCUCCUUCACCUUGCCUUCUUCUAACGGUUUGUCCUAUUCUCUAAUACUACCUGUAGAUCCACAACAAACAACAGAUAAUUAUGACAGCAAUACGCUUGACGGAAACAACAUACCCUAUUAUAUAAAUACAGGUGCAUCAAGUUAUUUAAUUCCGAAGACGUAUAAAUCACUAAAUUUCCGUCCCUUUCAAGGAGUUUCCGCGAAUUAUUAUCCAGUAAGUCCGAGAAAUCUUGCUCCACAAAGAUACGUACCAAAUUAUGUGAUUCCGAUGACGUAUACAUCACCAAAUGUUCCAUCCGUUCAACAAAUUUCCACGUACAAUUACCCGGUAAGUCCAAGAUGCAUCGCUCCACAGACUUACUACAGUAUCUAUCCUUCAACUUAUAAUAACGUGCCAUACGUUUAUCAGACGUUUUCGUCCCCAGCUUAUUAUUAGUAAGAUAUUGUUAUAAAUAUGACGCUGUGUGUGCCAUCGAUUUUAUCGGCUGCAUCACCUUGACGUAACAAGUCGAUUGACCGUAAUGAUUUAACAUGAUCCAUUUAUUAUGAUUAUUCUACCGUAUACACACACGUAACUUUACACAGAGCGCGCGCCUCUCAUCAAGUCCCUGCCCAUUAAUUAAGUUUUUGCACACAGUUUUUUUUAGAUAAGGGAUAAAAAGUUAAUUUGAUAAGGCAAUGUAUUGUACAUUAAUUUCUUAU